Molecule: messenger RNA, 1455 nt
Organism: Colletotrichum truncatum
Lineage: Eukaryota; Fungi; Ascomycota; Sordariomycetes; Glomerellales; Glomerellaceae
Biological process (GO): protein insertion into mitochondrial inner membrane from matrix; mitochondrial respiratory chain complex III assembly
Cellular component (GO): mitochondrial inner membrane
Molecular function (GO): ATP binding; ATP hydrolysis activity
Source: RefSeq, a predicted model, not a curated record
AUGGUGCUGCCACCAUCACCACCAACGACGUCCGUAAUGUCAGCCCCCGUGCCGACGACAUCAACGGCUACAGCUUCAGCCUCGAUUUUUAACCUCGAUGCGCUCUUCAAUAACCCCCUCUUCGCCGGCGGUAUCGGCCUCGCCUCCCUAGGAGCCGCCGCAGCCUUCGCCCGCAAAGGCGUUAUUGUCGCUGCUGGAGCUGCCCGCCGCCGCCUCAUCGUCAAUGUCGAAAUCAGCAAGCAGGACCCUGCAUACCCUUGGGUACUAGCAUGGCUGUCGCAGCCGCGCGAGUCGGCCGGGUUCCUGGCCUCGCGCAUCACUCGCAUUCACAACUUGUCGGUAUCGACGACGACUUCGACUACCCGAGGCGCAGCCGGUCCGACGAACGCACACUUCUUCCUGCAGCCAGGAUACGGGAGGCAUAUUGUCAAACACAAGAAUGCGUACAUUGCUGUCAAUCGCGAGAAGCACAAUACGGCGAACAUGAACACUGGCGAGCCGCACGAAAUCGUACAGCUAACGACACUCUGGGCGCAUCGGCAUGUGUUUGAGGAUGUGUUUGGCGAGGCGCACGCGCUGGCGGCAAAGGCGAACGAAGGCAAGACGAUUGUGUACUCCGCGAGAGGCAUGGAGUGGGCGCCUCUCGGCGAUCCUCGGAAGAAGCGGCCUCUGGGCUCGGUGAUACUGGAUGAGGGCGUCAAGGAAGGCAUUGUUGACGAUGUCAAGGAUUUCAUGACUCGGCAGCAGUGGUAUGUCGAUCGCGGUAUUCCAUACCGUCGCGGAUACCUUUUGUUUGGGCCCCCUGGUAGUGGCAAGAGCUCUUUCAUCCAGUCUCUGGCUGGAGAGCUGGACUUUAGCGUCGCGAUGAUCAACCUCAGCGAGAUGGGCAUGACCGACGACAAGCUUGCGUACCUCUUGACCAAGCUCCCUCGCAGGAGUUUGCUCCUUCUCGAAGAUGCGGACGCAGCCUUUGUCAACCGCCGCCAGCGCGAUGCGGAUGGUUACAGCGGCGCCAGCGUUACCUUCUCUGGACUUCUGAAUGCUCUCGACGGCGUUGCCGCGGGUGAAGAACGCAUUGCUUUUCUGACGACGAACCACAUUGAACGUCUCGACCCCGCGCUAAUCCGUCCUGGUCGUGUCGAUAUGAUGGUUCGCAUUGGUGAGGCAACGAAAUACCAGGCAGGCCAGAUGUGGGAUCGGUUCUAUGGUGAUAUUGACAAGGAUGGCUCUGGCCGCGAGCGCUUCCUGCAGAGGCUCGACGAGCUGUGCUUGUUUGGCAAUGGUAAGGAUCCGGAGACGGCCAACAGAUUCACGAGCACGGCCGCCAUACAGGGACUGUUCUUGUUCAACAAGAAUGAUAUGGAGGGCGCUAUUAACAUGGCAGAAGGCCUUAUUCCGCGCAAGUUUGAGGCGGGCGAUGCUAUUCCCGAAGGCGCCAUAAAGACUCGCGCUUGA